Magallana angulata is the source of this 1201-nucleotide messenger RNA. Its product is annotated as protein Red-like. Lineage: Eukaryota; Metazoa; Mollusca; Bivalvia; Ostreida; Ostreidae. Gene Ontology annotation, biological process: mRNA splicing, via spliceosome. The record is from RefSeq and is a predicted model, not a curated record. Gene Ontology annotation, cellular component: nucleus. The annotation marks the transcript as partial. The transcript is spliced from 13 exons.
UUGGCUUCUUUCUUCUACUUCCGGUUAAAGUUGGAACAGAAACUGAGAAAGAUCAUUUGUACAGUUUUAAGUGCAUCAAGAAAAUGCCUGAACGUGGUGAAACCGAGGUGUUCUCAAAUCCACUGCCUCCACAGAAUUUUGAGGAUUUUGGAGAAGAUGAUGAAGGGCAACAUCUUACCAAUGAGGAUUUCCGUAAGAUGCUUAUGACCCCCCGGGUCUCUUCUUCGGGUUCAGCGUCCUCCUCUACAGUUCAUCACGGAACAAAGCCAGCAGUGACACAACACAAGAAACCUGUAGUGCCAUUACCAGAAGAAGAUGAAGAUGAUCCGGCAACAAGAAGGAGAAAAAAGAAAAUUUACUAUGCCAAGCUUAAGCGACUUGAAGAAGAGAGACAGAAGGAACUGGAGUCAAAAUACAGAGACAGGGCCAGGGAGAGGCGAGAUGGUGUCAAUAAGGAUUAUGCAGAGACAGAGAUUAUCAGCACCACUGCAGAUUAUCGAGCUGUGGCUCCAGAUGUAAAGGCGGGAGACAACUACGCCGAGAAACGUAAGCAGCUGAUCCAGGAGUCCAAGUACCUGGGAGGUGACAUGGAGCAUACUCACUUGGUAAAAGGUCUGGACUUCGCCCUGUUGGAGAAGGUGAGAGCAGAAAUCAGCUACAAGGAGCGCGAGGAAGAGGAGAUAAUGGAGGAGGUGGUCACCCAGAAGAAAGAAGAUAAAGAAGUGGACCAAGAGGAGCAAAUGCAUUUUAAAACCAGAAUGGGCAGGAGCAUCUUCAGGACGUUAUUUAAAAGUAAAUUUCCGGAGAGGAACGAGCUGUUUCUGCCGGGACGGAUGGCGUAUGUGGUGGAUCUGGAAGAUGACUAUGCAGAGAACGAUGUACCAUGUACCACCAUCCGCAGCAAAGCCGACUGUCCCAGUCUGGAGGCCACGACAACCCUCACCACCAAUGACAUCGUCAUCAACAAGUUGACCCAGAUUCUGUCCUAUUUAAGACAAGGGCGCAGAGAAAGCAAGAAACUCAAGAAGAAAGAGAAAGGAAAAAAUAAAGAUGAUGACAAACCUAAAGAAAAACUACCUGGAGCUGAUGACAAUAUCUACACUGAUGUUGGAGAUUACAUGCCCUCCUACUCAAAAUCCAAGGACAAGAAAGACAAGAAGGACCGUGGUCGAGAUAGAGACCGAGACGAUCACCGAGAUAG